AUAAAACUACUCAUUCGUCAACCAUUUCACUUUUAGGGAAAAAGUAUCUAUUUCUACCCUAACGCACACCGAAAAUCUGUAACGAGUCCUGUAAUGGCACUGCUGCUGCUGCUUCUGUUGCUGCAGUCGAUGGCUUUAGCGCUCGAGAGACCUGCGGCCGAUGUCACGUCUCGUAAGUUGCUGACGGAUCGCUCCUGGUUCAGCCAAGUAGCGAAAGUUCCUCGUCGAGUGGGCGAUGACGCCAUGGCAUGCGUGGCCGUGAGUGACCCGCUGCAUCCAGGUUUGACAGUCAAGGGCUACGAAUUGGUGGAGCGUUCGGGGCUGCUGGGUGUGUGCAAGCACCAACAAACGCAUCAGACGCAGUGGCCCAUGCAGACCCGAGACAAGAUGGAGAUUGUGCAGUGGAGCACGUCGCCAAGCGAUGGAGACUCCGAGCACACGCACUCGGCUCCUGUAUGUCCGCUGCCUGGCGCUGCUUCGGCCUCUCAGCGUUUCCCAGUUCCACCGCUGCCUCCACCACAAUCUGCAGAAACUCGUGGGUACCCAAGUAACAGUCCCGAAGGUCCCGUGCUCGAGUAUCAAUACGUGACAGAGGAGGUGGAACGGAUAUACGUGAACGCUCACUAUCGCCUCAAGAAAAGAUUCGACGCUGGAUCCCAUGGUGAAGUAUGGAGAGCGACAAGGAGGCAUAGAGACAGAGAAGAGCAUUUCGUACUCAAGAGACUAUUCCUCGAGUUAGGACAGAGCAUGGCGCAGAUGGGUCUGCGUGAAGCCCAUUUUGGAGCACUGCUGAAAGACGAGCGCCAUGUCACUCGGUUUGUGGAGUAUUUCUUCCGACCGGCUAAAGUGGUGGAGAGUGAGGAAGAUCCUCAACAUCCUCGAACAACACCCGAGCUUUGGCUCGUUUUCUACGACGAAGGGAAGUCGCUACGGCAAUAUCUGUAUGAGAAGCUGGAGGUGGUCUACGGUCCAGACGGACACAGUAACAGCGGAGCUGGCGUUGUGCUGCAACCAUCGCGCUUUUGGGAGAAACUCCGCACUGAUUCCCGGGGCGAAAACGUCCUGAGAGAGAUCAUGCGUCAACUGCUUCAAGGUGUAGCCGCCCUGCACGCACGUGGCAUCACACACCGCGACAUCAAGCCGUCGAAUAUAUUGGUGUCCAUUCCACCUCCUUCAUCAGCCUCUGCAGUGCCACCAAUGCCGCUUGUGAAGUUGGCAGACUUUGGCUCUGCUGUAGAUGACUACACGCUCCAGAACUUGUAUGCAACUGGUGAUGCAUCGAGGGAGUCUGCCGGACCUUCCCAAGCUGAAGAAACCCGCGAGUACCAGCCUCCAGAAGUACUUUUCAGUGACAGCGGCCAGCCAUACGAUUACACAAACCCCGAGGCUUAUGAUCUCUGGUCUGUAGGUGUCGUCUUCUUGGAGAUGGUGUUGGGCUCUCCGCAAGUGUUUUUGAUCUCACCUCGCGAAAGAGCCAAGCUGGACGUGGUGCUGGGUGCCCAGCAACGUCGUCAGCGACAUAAUAUACAUAUCAGACGCACGAGCAAGGAGGAUGCAGAGUCUGGAUGGCGUACGAAGGCCUACUUGCUGCAUGUGCUUACUCAAGAAUUCUGCAUCUUCCAGCCAGGAUCACGACAAUUACGCUCGUUGUGGGAUAAGUACGCGCUAGUGAGUGAGAGCUGUCACUUUGGACGGUUUAAUCAAACCGUUGUAGAGCGAGACCCGUUAAAGCGUGGACUUGAGGACUCAUGGGGGCUAGAUUUGAUAUGGCGUCUUCUUCAAUGGCAUCCAUCGCAGCGUAUCACAGCCAAAGAGGCUCUACAACAUGCGUACUUUAAAGGAGCAUACAUUUGCAAGGAGUCUGGUCGUCGAUUCGCGUCGAAGCAGGAGCUAGUGCUACAUGAGCGCUAUCUCAAGGCGCAACGAGCCAGGGAAAGCAUGUUCGCUUCCGUUGUUCGUGCCAUGUACGAGCUCCCAGAUCGCUUCGUGUGUCCAUAUUGUGGUCGAGUGUUUUCCACUGCACAGAGCUGCGAACAACACGUUCAUGCACGUCGACACGAUAUAAACUCGAGCUUUUGUGAAUUUGAAGCUCCUCGAAUCUCCGCCGCGAUCCGAACAGAGUCAGAGCCUUUGUCAAUUCGCCAGCCACAACAUCCUGCAGUGGGUAUCGCACUGUUUCAAGGCCGAAAGAAGUACAUGGAGGACUUUGUUUUGGUUCUCACCGAGCAGCAACUGAACCAAAAAUGCGUAACUCGACGAAAUGGUGCCGAGACUCUAGGAUUUGACCUUUGUGCCGUAGUGGAUGGCCAUCUAGGCUCCGCAGCGGCUGCUUUCGUUGUGGAGAAUUUGCCUCGUGUGUUGUGCCGACACUUUGAAAUCCCCAAGACACACGAGGAUUCAACUCGAGUUGAAACAGUCAACACAUCUGCUGAGCGCGAACUUGCAGAAAAGUUUGCCCUGCGUCAGACCUUCCUGGAGCUGCAUGAAGGUUUCCUCCAUUCUCUAGAUGAAAUAACAAGCGAUGACAAGCUGGAACCAGUAAGCACUGGCAAAUACGCCAACAGCACAGCAGCAGCGGGCGAGUAUUUCUCGGGGUGCACUUUGACCGUGGUGCUACACUUUCGUUCGGAGCAGCGGAUUAUUAGUGCGAAUGUAGGCGACUCCCGUGCGUUAGCUUGGUUACCUGGUGCAGUGGAGCAGCGGAAUGAUAAGCGUCGAGAUGCAAUCGCCGGUGAGAUAUUGCCUCUGAGUAUGGAUCACCAUCCUAACGACCCCGACGAGCGUUCGCGAAUCGAGUCAAGCGGUGGAUUCGUGAACUUUUCCGGUCUUUGGCGAGUGGUUGGACAGCUUGCAGUCUCUCGUAGUUUGGGUGACCGUCAUUUGCGGAAGUUUGUGACAGCGGAGCCAUCGGUCUUCCAUCAACAACUUGGCCAGCGCUCUUCCGGUGGACUUCUGGUGGUCGCUAGUGACGGACUGUGGGAAACUAUGAGCAAUGACGGCGUUGUGCGAUUUCUCGCUGAAAAGCGUGUACGUGGAGGCGAAACUCAUCACUCUUUGGAUGAUCUAGCGACCAGUCUACUUACGGAGGGAUAUGUCCGUGGAAGUCUUGAUAACAUGGCGGUUAUACUCGUUGCACUGCAUUAGUCGAUCAUAGACAGCUAAAAAAGCAGGCAUUUUUUUUUAUUCGGGUGAUUCUAUUCCGAUGUUUUCUGCCUAAUUCUAAGAGAAAGCGAACGUUUUACUUGGCAUCACCAAAGCGCUGAGCCUGCUGGCCGUACUGGAAAAGCACCUUGAUAACCCGGUCAAUUGAAGGCACGAGCACAUCGGCAUCCUCCGCCAGAUCGUCAAGCGAGGACGCACCUCCGAGCACGCCGAUGGACAGACCGCAACCUGCGUUCUUGCCCAGCAGCAUGUCCGUGGACGUGUCGCCUACCAUGAUGGUGUUAUGCGGCUCCACGUUGAGCUGCUGGCAGAUAGUCCAAAUCUGCUCGCCUGCGGGCUUGGCUGGCAGUCCGUCGUCUCCGCAAGCCAGAGCGUCCACCAUGUCCGAGACACCCAGGUGCUCGAGCGUGUCGAUCGUGGGCUGACGGUCGUCCGUGGUGCAGACGGCGAUCUUCAUGUCCAUCUUCUUAAUAGUGCGGAAGAGCGCGGGGAUGUUGGCAAGAGGACGGCUAGUAAGCACGGGAUCAGGCAUACUCCAGCACUUCGUAAUGACCUCAUCGGCCUGGGAUUGGUUCAUUCCCUCAGCUACCAGUACGCGCACCGCGAGCUUGUAGAGCUCGCCCAUGGGCGUGCAACACAGCGCCCCCUUGGACUUGAUAGAGCGGCUGAUCCAAUCGUAUCCCAUGGCAGCAAAGAGCUUUUCACGCACAGGAAGGCCGGUGGUCAUCUCGACCUUCCAGGCCUGAGAUUCAACCCAGCCGCCCCACAUGAGCGUGAAGUCGAUGAGCGUACCGUCCUUAUCAAAAACCACGAGCCCGGGACUGCAGCGAGGACCACGCGUGGAUUCAGCCUGCGCAAUUGCAGCGGCGCUCUCGGCUGCUGUGCUUUUACGACGCUGACCCAGGAUCGGAGUGGAGGAGGCGGUUGCAGAAGGAGCCGAGGACACUAGGCCGUGCAACUGGCGAGCUUUGCCGACUGAAGACAUGGCGGGGCGGAGACGACGCAGCGUGAAGCUCAUGGUGAUUUUUGGGGUAAAUAAUAGCUUGCGGAGGGAGGAAGCAGGAAUGGCAGGCCGCAAUGCAACGGACGAGCUGUGCAGAUCAUGUAGCAGUUGACGUUGCCCAGCUAUUUUGGUGCGCGAUUGACAUAUUGUCUUGAUUUCAGUAAGCUGGCCUCAUCAAAUGACAGUUGGCGUGUUGUACCGUCCGGGGCAAAUGUCUCCUUUUGAAAGGCAUAUCGACGAGAUUGGGGCAGUUCUACCCGGAUGGACACCACGUAUGAUGUGCGACAUGUGGUACACGCCAAUCACUUUUUCAAGGAUGCGGGGGCAUACAAAUACCAAUAUAGUUCUGAAUUAUUGGCUUCUGGA
Messenger RNA from Phytophthora nicotianae INRA-310, 4531 nucleotides. Its product is annotated as serine/threonine protein kinase. Gene Ontology annotation, cellular component: cytosol; nucleus. Gene Ontology annotation, molecular function: protein kinase activity; ATP binding; protein serine/threonine phosphatase activity. NCBI's taxonomy places the organism in Eukaryota, Oomycota, Peronosporomycetes, Peronosporales, Peronosporaceae. The record is from RefSeq and is a predicted model, not a curated record. The transcript has a single exon. Gene Ontology annotation, biological process: protein phosphorylation; protein dephosphorylation. Bases 94 to 3144 code for a protein of 1016 amino acids.